Molecule: messenger RNA, 2535 nt
Organism: Egretta garzetta (little egret)
Lineage: Eukaryota; Metazoa; Chordata; Aves; Pelecaniformes; Ardeidae
Gene: MPEG1
Product: macrophage expressed 1
Exons: 2
Coding region: 42-1988 (648 amino acids)
Biological process (GO): defense response to bacterium
Source: RefSeq, a predicted model, not a curated record
ACUGCUCGGACGUCUGGUGAUAGUCCCACACCAGUUCAGCCAUGGGCUGGGUGCUGUGGGGGGUCCUGCUCACCUGGGUGUUGGUGGCUUGGGUGAGAGGGGAUGAACAGUCCCAGGAGCUGUCCUCCUUUGCAGGUUUUCCAGAGUGCAAGAAGGCUCUGAAGCUCCCAAGACUGGAAGUCCUGCCGGGGGGGGGCUGGGAUAACCUCAGGAAUUUGGAUAUGGGCAGAGUCAUCAACCUGGGCUACUCGCUGUGCAAGACCACAGAAGACGGAUCUUAUAUCAUCCCAGAUGAGAUCUUCACUAUCCCUCGCAAGCAGAGCAACCUGGACAUCAACUCAGAGAUCAUCGAGUCCUGGAAAGAUUACCAGAGCAUCACCUCCGCCUCCAUCAACAUGGAGCUGUCCCUCUUCUCCUCCAUCAACGGCAAGUUCUCCUACGACUUCCAUCGGACUAAGACCCGCCAAGUGAAAGACCGCGCUGUCACCACCCGAGUGCAAGUCAGGAACCUGGUUUACACUGCCAAGAUCGACCCGGGGGCAGUCCUGGACAAGGGCUUCAAGAAGCAGCUGCUGACGAUCGCCAGCCACCUGGAGAACAACCAGACACGGAUGGCUGAUUUUCUGGCUGAGGUGCUGGUGCUUAACUAUGGCACCCACACUAUCACCUCCAUAGAUGCCGGAGCCAGCUUGGUGCAGGAGGAUCAGAUCAAGGCAACAUUCCUGAGGGACAGCGGGGCCACACGGAGCGCUGUCACCGCCUCAGCCGGCGUGUCCUUCCACAGCAUCAUCAAUAUGAAAACCGAGGCAUCUCUGGACGUCAGCUCAGGCUUCACCAAGCAGUAUCUGGACAACCGCACCAAUUCCAGGGUAGAGAGCAUCGGCGGGACCCCCUUUUACCCAGGCAUCACCCUCAAGACCUGGCAGGAGGGGAUCAGAAACCAGCUGGUGGCUCUUGACCGCUCAGGGCUGCCCCUAUACUUCUUCAUCAACCCCAACACCCUGCCAGAGCUGCCCACCCCCACAGUGAAGAAGCUGGCCAGGCGAGUGGAGAUGGCUAUCCACCGCUACUACACCUUCAACACCUAUCCGGGCUGCACUGACGCCACCUCGCCCAACUUCAACUUCCAUGCCAAUGCCGAUGAUGGCUCCUGCAAGGGUGCUGUGACCAACUUCACCUUUGGGGGAGUCUUCCAGGAAUGUUCCGGGCUGGCCGGCCCCUACACCAGCACGCUGUGCCAGGGGCUGGAGCAGAGGAACCCCCUCACUGGGGCUUUCUCCUGCCCCGCCACCUACACUCCAGUGCUGCUGGGCGUGCAGGAGCGGGAGGAAGGCCACAGCCACCUGGACUGCCACAAAAAGUGCAUCCUGGGCAUCUUCUGCCACCGCGAGUGCCAGGACGUCUUCUCACUCACUCGGGUACAAUUCAGUGCCUACUGGUGUGCCUCAAGUGGGACGGUAGCCCCAGGCUCAGGAUACCUCUUUGGGGGGCUGUUCAGCACCCACAGUGCCAACCCCAUCACUGGUGCCCAGUCCUGCCCCUCGGGGUACUUCCCGCUGAAGCUCUUCGAUGAGCUCAAGGUGUGCGUGAGCCAGGAUUACGAGUCGGGAGGCCAGUACGCGGUGCCCUUCGGGGGCUUCUUCAGCUGCCAGGCAGGGAACCCCUUGGCAGGGCAGCACCAGGGGACCGCUGAGGACCCCCGUGCCAAGAGCUGCCCCCCAGGCUUCAGCCAGCACUUGGCGCUCAUCAGCGACAGCUGCCAGGUGCAGUACUGUGUCCAGGCCGGCGUCUUCACGGGGGGCUCGCUGCCGCCCCGCCACCCGCCCCCUAUCCUGGCGACGGCCUGCUACAGCCGCCGGAGGUACAAGACGAGGGGGUACCGCGCGAUGGGUGAAGGGGACAGCCUGGUCGCUGUGAGCCCCAAGGACAGCACUGUGCUGAGCGUGGGCGAGGAGUACCAGCAAGAGCCCAAGGGGCCAGUGGCAUGAGCAUCCCUCCCCUGCAGUUGCCAGGCGAUGCCUUGUACCCCAAACCCAAGCAAAGUCCCCUGCCUACCGCCCUUUCCAGGGGCAAAGCUGCGCAGCACCACCAGCCCCCUGCCCCCCGCAGCCAGGGGUCCCUGUCCCCACAGAGGCCCCAGGCUCACCCCGGGCGACACAGGCUCUCGCCCUCCACCAGAUCCCCAAGUCCCAGCCUCGAGCACCUGGGAGGCUCCAUGUCCCUUCAGACAUCCCUCCCUGGCUGACCUCGGAGGCCAGCUCCCAGGGUCGGCCCCCCAUCAGGGCCCACCAUGAUGUCCCUCCACCAGCCCCUGCACCUCCCCACUCCAGCCAGUCCCAGGGCUCUGCCCUGGCAGAGAUAAAUGAGUUUCCCCUCUGCUGCAAGCCAUGCCCCAGCUGUCCCUCUGCCCCAAAACCAAAAAAGGGGACCCAGGGUCCUUCAACAAGCCACCGGGGACACUGGGGUAUCUAAGGAGGAGGAAACCCCAAGGACAGCCACCUUUUUCCCCCAGGCUGGCCCCAAAAAGCCAGGGGA